AGGGGGCGGGGCCAGCGCGAGGCCGCGGCGGCAGGGCGGCCGGGGCGGCAGCGAGGUGUUGGCAUGAACAGGAUCCGCAUCCACGUGCUGCCGUCCAGCCGGGGCCGCCUGACGCCGCUGCCGCGGCCACAGGAGCCGCUGCCCUGCGCCUUCAGCCCCCGGCCGUGCUCCCAGCCCCGGCUGGAGGGGCAGGAGUUCUGCAUCAAGCACAUCCUCGAGGACAGGGCUGCUCCCUUCAAGCAGUGCAGCUACGUGUCGGCCAAGAACGGGAGGCGCUGCCCCAACGCCGCACCCAAGCCCGAGAAGAAGGAUGGCACGUCGUUCUGCGCCGAGCACGCCCGCAGGAACAUGCUGGCACUCCAGGCUCAGAUGAAGAAGUCCAACCCUGGGCCUGUGAGCGAGGCUCUGCUGUGCCAGCUGAGCUCUUAUGCCAAAACAGAGCUGGGCUCGCAGCCUGCAGAGAGCAGCCGCAGCGAGGCCAGUCGCAUCCUGGAUGAGGACAGCUGGAGCGACGGCGAGCAGGAGCCUGUCAGCGUGGAGCAGACGUGGCGAGGGGACCCCGACAGCGAGGCCGACAGCAUCGACAGCGACCAGGAGGAUCCCCUGAAGCACGCUGGCGUGUACACAGCCGAGGAGGUGGCUCUGAUCAUGAGGGAGAAGCUGAUUCGCCUCCAGUCUCUCUACAUCGACCAGUUCAAGCGCCUCCAGCACCUCCUGAAGGAGAAGAAGCGCCGGUACCUGCACAGCCGCAAGGGAGAGCACGAGGCCAUAGGCAACAGCCUCCUGACAGGCCCCGAGGGGCUGAUGGCCAAGGAACGCGAGAACCUGAAGCGGCUCAAGUGCCUGCGGCGGUACCGGCAGCGCUACGGCGUGGAGGCUCUGCUGCACCGGCAGCUGCGGGAGCGCAGGGCGCUGGCCACCGACGGCACAGCACAGCAGGCACACACCACCCGCUCCAGCCAGAGGUGUUUGGCCUUUGUGGACGACGUGCGCUGCUCCAACCCGUCCCUGCCCAUGACCCGGCACUGCCUCACGCACAUCUGCCAGGACACCAACCAGACGCUGUUCAAGCCGUGCCAGGGCUCCGAGGAGGUUCCGUGCAACAGGCCCGUCGCCGCCAGCCUGUCGGAGGAGCCGUGCUGCCCGCUGCACCUGCGCCUGCCCCCGCAGAUGUACGUGCCCGAGCAGGUCCUGGCAGUGCCCCAGGAGCUGGAGGCUGCCCCCACGGACCUGUACCUGAGCGCUGCCGAGCUCCAGCCCACCGAGAGCUUGCCCCUGGAGUUCAGUGAUGACCUGGACGUGGUGGGCGAUGGGCUGCAGUGUCCCCCCUCCCCUCUGCUCUUCGAUCCCUCCGUGGCCCUCGAUCCAGCCCUCAGAGACGUGGCCGAGGCCCCCAUAGACAUCCUGGCCCUGGAGGAGCCGCCUCCCCCCGGCCUCCCCCCGGCGGCGCCGGCAGACAGAGGCAGCUCCUCUGUCCACAUCUCGCUGCUGGCCGAGCCUCCAGCCGAGCUGCCUGCACAGAGUCACCAGAGUCACCAGCCCCCGGCAGCGGGGCCCGGGGACGCCGUCGCCUCCAGCCAGAGCCGCGCCGCAGCCGCCAACGGGAGCCUGGAGCCGCCGGCCCUCAGCUGAGCCCGGCCCUGGGCAGGGGGGACCCUCACCCCACCGCAUCCCUGGAGCUGGGGAGGGGGCCCAAACCCCCCAGGGAGGACCCCAGACCCUCAUCCCCUGUGGGGACAAGGACCUAUGGGCAGGGGUAGGGGGACUUCGAGGCUGAAGGGAGGGGGUGUGACUCGAGGUUCCCCCCACAAUAAAGCCAUGGAGGUGACACCGUGGAGGGACGGGGCUG
Colius striatus (speckled mousebird) is the source of this 1849-nucleotide messenger RNA. It is a transcript of the gene KANSL2, whose product is annotated as KAT8 regulatory NSL complex subunit 2. Gene Ontology annotation, cellular component: NSL complex. The record is from RefSeq and is a predicted model, not a curated record. Lineage: Eukaryota; Metazoa; Chordata; Aves; Coliiformes; Coliidae. Bases 64 to 1632 code for a protein of 522 amino acids. The transcript has 11 exons.